This is a messenger RNA of Mesorhabditis belari, 3960 nucleotides long. The record is from the annotation of a GenBank genome assembly. NCBI's taxonomy places the organism in Eukaryota, Metazoa, Nematoda, Chromadorea, Rhabditida, Rhabditidae.
AUGAAUGCAAGUGCGGAUGACGCGCCAGAAGAUGAAAGCGGAUUGGAUGAUGUUUGUAACAACAUUGAGAGCUUGGGAGAAAAAUAUAACAUGAGCGCGACAAACAUAAAAUCGGUGCUAAAGUGCCUUUACACCCCGGAAAUCAUCACAAAAGUCUUGUCACAUGAUACCCAAGGGAUUCCCACUCUCAAAAUCACGCGCUCCAAGGCUGGACCCAGUCGAUUGAAGGCGGACGAAUCUUGCACUCAAAUUUCGCGAGCGCAACGGACUUUUCUAAACGUCAACUAUGAGGAAGAAGACGCCUUUGAUGGAGACUACGAACCAGAAAGCGACCCCACGCUUCAUGAAGUUGACGUAGCCGAUGAAUCAAGCUCCGAAUCAGAAACGUCGUCUACUUCUGGCAGUGAAACGGCUUUGGAAUUAGAGCUAGAACGAGAGUUGGAACUUCUUAAAGAACCAUUUUAUCCGCUGGUUGUCGAAGCUUCCACCUCGAGACAACCGGAUCCAAUCGCAAUUGUUGAACCAUAUGACAGCAAUUCUGAUAUGCAGCUAAAUUUAGACGACAUGUUGAAUGAAGAAAUCAGCGAGCGGGUACCUUGGAAGUACAGCACGAGAUCAAAAGCAAAUCUCAAUCUGACAGCUACAAGUGAUGCUUUGGAAGAAGAGAAACGGGAACUUUUUGCUUGCUCUAAUCAGGAAGUUUAUUCUAAUGUGGAUCCGGAAUAUCUUGGUUUCUGCCAAUCGAUCAACACGGCGGCAAUGCCUUUACCCGAUGACGAAGAGGAAGACGAAGAAUUCGUGCCGGCCACUUGUGAAUUUGAGGAAGUUGAAAAAGAGCCGGAAGAGAUUCGACGAGAUCGUGCGACCGAAAUAACUAAACGUGAAACAACGGCGCUUCUGACUGAUCUGACUGUGGAGGAAACGGAACUUUUCUUGACAGGAUUGGCGCCGACCGAAGAGCUAAUUAAUCAGAUUAACUCAAAAAGGCAACGACGCACCAAGAGCAAACCUAGGCAAUCAACUGAAAUAAUCGUUGCGAAGGAACCGGACUUGCAAUUCGUUGAUGAUAGCAACUCGGCACGUUUGUUAGGCAACGGACCUAAAAAGUUUCGGGACUGCGAAGUAGCACAGCUGAAGACUCAACUUGAACAACACGUACAACUUCUGACGCAAAUGGUUGUUGCUUGUAAUUUUGAUGACACAUUGGCGGGGUUUCGAGGUCGCUUCCUAGCUAUGAUUAACGAAUUGGAUAUCUUGUUCUAUGAGCACAAUCCAAAUGGUAUGUUUAACAUUAAAAAUAUGCCAGCCGCUAUUUCCACAUGCCAUGAAGCCACCAAUACAACAAAGAUAAAUAAUUGGGAUCCAAACAUGCACAUAUUUUUGAGGCCCACACCCGAGAUGCCAACACAUGCCCGGUCUUUUGCCUCGUCCCGAAGUAUGGGAGCUUUUGAGAACUUCAGAAGCGAUUUUUACCCAGAACUAGUACCUGAAUGUGCGAUGAAUGCAAUUCCGACGUCUACAUCUUACUCUUCUUUCACUCAUUCAGAGAAUUUGCUGCUCAUACUAGGGCUUAUUCAAUUCGGACACAUCGAGAAGCACAGAGCUCGGGCAUCAAACCGGGGGCAGAAAAAGUUACUAAUCUCAAAGCAUUUGCUGCCCACCAAAAACCCACAACAGAUUGAAUAUCAUUUGCGACGAAAGUGCAAAGAUAAAUCGACCGAUCCAUUGAGUCAAAUGAUAAUGCAAGCUAACAAUGGCACAUUGAAGUUAGAUUGGAAUUUUAAGCAACCGUUACGAAUUGUUGGACCGAUGGAUUCCUGGCCGAGUGCUUUGAAACCAUUUUGGCUCAAAAGCAAACCAAGAAUGGAGUCGCCUAUCCCGACAACACCGAUACAUUCUUUGUCACCCGAGCUCGACUUUUGCGCGACCCCGAUGGUGAAUUCCCCGAGAAGCAUGUCACCUUCACGUGAUAUUCCACUUACGCCAAGACGCGAAGAUUGUUCGAGGAUGUGGUCGCCCUCAAUGAGGUCCAAUCAAGCAGUCCCGGCUUUAAUCGGAAACCCCGGACGCACCUUGUUUACCUCUACAAAAGAAAACCGACAAAAUAAGUCAAAAGCACUAUCGACAUCGAUGCUUUGUCCCGAUAACUCGAAUUCUAACGACGUGGAAAAUAUAGAAGAAAGUGAAGAUCGCUCGAUUGUUUCCUUGAUGAAACGAAAGACGGCACGUGCUCAGCGAAAUCGUGGAGACGAUGGAGAUACCAGCAAGCGACCAAUCAACAUCCAAGGAGGCCACUUUUUAAUUUGUAAAAUCAAAGCAGAUAUUGAUCUUCGUCUCUCCCUUCACGAUGAUAUUCGAAAUCGAUUGUAUGCUUUGAUUCUCGACUCUGCACCUUCAAUCGAAAUGUGGCAAAAGAUGGUGACAGUUCUUCUACCAUUACACGAACAUGUACUCUGCUUGUUGUCAUUCCUUCUACCGGUGCACACAAUCCCCAGCGAUUAUUUGCGACAACCUCUUCGAUGCAGCUACGAGAAUGCGUUUGAGCUUUUGCUAACAAUUGAGAAGUACUCUCCACCCGGGAAAAUACGGUUUAAUCACAAACAGGUUUUGAAGCAACUUCUAGAAAUUUGUGUCGAGGUAAACUAUGACGAGAAAGAGUUGUGGAAUCGAUUGGAGAUUGUGUUUUCGAAUCAACCAGCGCUUUUGAAACAACUCAAACGCAAGUGCCCAUGGACGAUUACCGAUCAUUCCAUUGAAGCACAAAUGUUCGAGUUUCUUGAUUUAACUGCAUCGACAAGCCAGGGCAACAUAUCGUCGUCUCAAUCACAAAAUUUCGAAGUUAUUGAAGAUUUACUACCAAAUAAGUCAUUUCAUAAAAAGGGCACGUCCUGCUGCGUGACGUCAAAUGGUAGGCUACAAGUCUAUACUUCAACGGGGCAAUACGUGAAUGCUCAACCGAGUUACGACAAAAAGGAAGAACAAAGUAAAAAUGUGAAGAAACGGGCAACCAAACAACCGCUGAGUUGGUCUAUUGAAGAUGACACAUAUUUGGUGAAUUCUUAUAAUGAGAUGGAAGAUGCUCUCGAGAAUAUUGCGAUGUACGCUUCACAAGAAUUGGCAAUCUCAAAGGAAUUAGUUGAAGAACGAUUGAAAUUUUUGAUAUCAGUACAGGAAGGAAUGGAGAUGUCUCAUAGCAGUGAAGAUAGGGAACAACCUGGUGAACGGCGAGUGGCGCAAGGUGGGCAGCCAAACGAAGACGAUCUUGAGAGUAAGGUUCUCAACAUUCAAUACAAACGCUUCUACGUGGAUGCCAAGCAGAACAAGCGAGGACGUUUCAUCAAGAUAGCUGAGAUGGGAAACAAUCACAAAUCGCGCAUCAUUCUCACUAUGUCGGCAGCAGUUUCCUUGGCCGAGAAGAUUGAGAUCCUCAAAGCGUUUUCCGAUGAGACACCAGACAAAGAAGCCGAGAAAGACGUUGAACUGAAGUCAGAGACGUUGAAUUAUGAAACCAGGCGCUAUUAUUUGGAUCUCAAGCAGAACUCUCGGGGACGUUUCUUGCGAAUUGCUCAAACCAACGCGGCGACCUCUUACAACGCUCGCAUGUCUCGAAGCCAGAAAGUUCAGGUGGUGAUUCCGGGAGAGGGUAUCGGUGAACUUCUCGCGACUUUACGGGAACUCAUCGAGAAAUAUUCCGAGGGAUAUUUGGAUGAACAUAUUUCACCAGCAAAUCUUCCAGAGGCUAAACAGUUUCGCGGUGAAGGCGGCAAGAUGUUCUACUUUGACAGUGGAAGUAAUGACCGUGGUAGCUUUUUGAGGAUCUCAGAGGUGAAGCAGGCUUCCGGCUUCCGCACCUCAAUCACCGUUCCAUUGAAUUCGUUGACGAAAUUUCGAGACACUCUCAGCGAGAUCAUCGACGGUUUUGAAAAAGUUCCAACGGAGAAAGUUGACGGGACCGCUGAA